This is a messenger RNA of Oppiella nova, 459 nucleotides long. NCBI's taxonomy places the organism in Eukaryota, Metazoa, Arthropoda, Arachnida, Sarcoptiformes, Oppiidae. The record is from the annotation of a GenBank genome assembly.
AGCAUAGCUUCCCAGAAAGUAUAUAAAGAGGUGAAAGGUAUACCUUUAUGUCGGGCCCAGACAUACCGGUGCGAUGUCGGGGAAAAGGCGACAAAUAAUGCGAUGAAAGAGGUCUUCCUAUUCGCGGCCGACAAACAAAAAUUUCCCACAAAUGGCGCCGAAAUGAAGAGCUAUUGCGAUGCAAACCUAGUAAAUCAGAAAAUUAUUAAGACUUACGGCGACAAGUGUCUCACUCCUAACACCAAACGUAUAGUGAACUUGAUGAUAUAUUCAAUCGUAAAAAAUGGUGCUAGUACGUGUAAGUCCAAACGCCGUAGUCUGGACUUUCAGCAAGUUGGUAAGUGCGGUAAUGUUGGUCAGCCUGAUAAUCGUAAGUGUUGGGACGAUUGGGUGGUCGCCAUGACCGGCAUUUCAGAGGUUGAGGAUCAUAAACUUAAGAUACCACUUGCAUGCUGGUCA